AUGGACGAACACUACAAAUCUGGAAGCCUCAGCCUGACGGGCGCCGUCGCCAUGGGUACGGGCGUGAUGAUCGGCGCCGGUAUUUUCGCCCUGACAGGCCAAGUUGCCGAGUUGGCGGGACCGCUCUUCCCGCUCGCUUUUCUCGUCGCUGCGAUCGUCAGCGGUUUCAGCGCCUACAGCUACGUGAUGAUGUCUCGGGCUUAUCCUUCGGCCGGCGGCAUCGCCAUGUUCUUGAAGGAAGCCUACGGCCGCGGCGUGAUGACCGGCGCCUGCGCGCUCUUGAUGCUGCUUUCGAUGAUCAUCAACGAGAGCUUGGUCGCCCGCACGUUCGGCACCUACGCGCUGCAGCUSUUCGAUGUUGAUAAGGAUUCGAGUCUGGUGCCGGUGAUCGGGGUGGUGCUCAUCGGUGUCGCCUUCCUAGUGAACGUGGCGAAGAACGAGGUCAUCAGCCGCAUCUCGCUGGUCGCGGCUUUCCUUAAGAUCGGCGGCAUCAUCGCCUUCGCCCUGGUCACGUUGUGGGCCGCCGACUUCGGCUUUGCCGCCGCCGAGUUGAGCGGCGGGGCCGAAUCGAGCGGUCUCGGUGGUUUUAUCGCUGCCGUCGCGCUCGGUAUCUUGGCCUAUAAGGGCUUCACCACGAUUACGAACGACGGCGACGAGCUCGAAGAAGCCGACAAGAACAUCGGCCGAGCCAUCGUCAUCUCCAUGGUGAUCUGUCUAGCGGUUUACCUGCUCGUGGCCUGGGCCGUGGGCUCGAACCUCUCGAUCGCAGAGAUUGUCAAGGCCAAAGACUACUCGUUGGCCGAAGCGGCCCGCCCGGCGCUCGGCAACUACGGACUCUGGCUCACCGUUGCGGUGGCCUUGAUCGCCACCGCCUCGGGCCUGAUGGCCAGCAUGUUCGCCGUCUCGAGGAUGCUGGCCAUGGUCACCAAGAUGGAGCUGAUGCCGCACCGCCACUUCGGCAUGGGCGGGCAUAUUCAGACCCACACGCUGGUCUACACCGCGGUGCUCGCCGGCCUGCUGACGAUCUUCUUCGAUCUGAGCCGGAUUGCGUCCCUGGGGGCGAUUUUCUACUUGGUCAUGGACUUCGCGGUCCAUUGGGGCGUCUUUCGCCAUCUUCGCGAGAAGGUCGGAGCCCGUGGCUGGGUUCUAGUCACCGCGAUGGGCCUCGAUGUCGUUGUGCUGACCGCGUUCCUGUGGAGCAAGGCUUCGAGCGAUGUGGCGAUUCUGUUCUGGGGAGUCGGCGGCGUCCUGGCUGUUUUCGCCACGGAAAAGGUAUUCCUCGCACAUCACGAAUAUUCCGAAGGCGAAGAUCCCAAUUACACCAACCCUAGCGAGCAUGGCGAGUAG
This is a messenger RNA of Exaiptasia diaphana, 1347 nucleotides long. RefSeq names its product inner membrane transport protein YbaT-like. The transcript has a single exon. The record is from RefSeq and is a predicted model, not a curated record. NCBI's taxonomy places the organism in Eukaryota, Metazoa, Cnidaria, Anthozoa, Actiniaria, Aiptasiidae. Gene Ontology annotation, biological process: transmembrane transport. Gene Ontology annotation, cellular component: membrane. The coding region runs from base 1 to 1347 and encodes 448 amino acids. Gene Ontology annotation, molecular function: transmembrane transporter activity.